This is a messenger RNA of Vigna unguiculata (cowpea), 2862 nucleotides long. The record is from RefSeq and is a predicted model, not a curated record. Lineage: Eukaryota; Viridiplantae; Streptophyta; Magnoliopsida; Fabales; Fabaceae.
AUGGGUGGUGGAAUAGGAGGUAAGGAUGGUGGUGACAUAGGAGGCGAUAUUGACGGUGACUCUAGAGGCGGAGAUAUUGGUGAUGAGUCUGGAGAUAACAAUGGAGGUAAUGUUGAGGGUGACAAUAGUGGUGGUGAGAUAGGAGGUAACGAUGGUGGUGAGUUAGGAGGUGAUAAUGGUGGUGACUUUAAAGGUGGCGACAACGGUGGUGAAAUAGGAGGAAAUAAUGAUGGUGAGUCAGGAGCUGAUAUUGGCGGUGACUCAAAAGGUGAAAAUAAUGGUGGUGAGACAGGAGGUGAUAAUGGUGUUGACUCUAAAGGUGGCAAUAUUGGCUGUGAGAUUGAUGGUGACAAUGGAGGUAAGGUAUCUGAGGGCGAAAAUAAUGGAGGUGAGAUAGGCGGUAACGAUGGUGAUAAGUUAGGAGGCAAUAAUGGUGGUGAGUUUGGAGGUGAUUGUGGUGGUGACCCUACAGGUGGUAAUGUUGGUAGUGAAAUCGGUGGUGACAAUGGAGGUAAUGUUGAGGGCGACAAUGGUGGUGAGAUAGGAGGUAAUGAUGGUGAUAAGUCAGGAGGUGAUAAUGGUGGUGACUCUAGAGGGGGCAAUAACAGUGGUGAUAAUGGUGGUGAGACGGGAGGUGAUAAUGGUGUUAACUCUAGAGGUGCCAAUGCUGGUUGUGAGAUCGGUGGUGGGAAUGGAGGUAAGAUAUCUGAGGGCGAAAAUAAUGGAGGUGAGAUAGGAGGUAACAAGGGUGAUAAGUUAGUAGGCGAUAAUGGUGGUGAGUUGGGAGGUGAUUGUGGUGGUGACUCUAGAGGCGGUAAUGUUGGUAGUGAGAUUGGUGGUGACAAUGGAGGAGGUGAUAAUGGUGAUGACUCUAGAGGUGGCAAUAACAAUGGUGAUAAUGGUGGUGAGAUUGGAGGUGAUAAUGGUGUUAACUCUAGAGGUGCCAAUGUUGGUUGUGAGAUCGGUGGUGGGAAGGGAGGCAAGAUAUCUGAGGGCGAAAAUAAUGGAGGUGAGAUAGGAGGUAACAAGGGUGAUAAGUUAGGAGGCGAUAAUGGUGGUGAGUUGGGAGGUGAUUGUGGUGGUGACUCUAGAGGUGGUAAUGAUGGUAAUGAGAUCGGUGGUGACAAUGGAGGUAAUGUUGAGGGCGACAAUGAUGGUGGUGAGGUAGGAGGUAAUGAUGGUGAUAAGUCAGGAGGUGAUAAUGGUGAUGACUCUAGAGGUGGCAAUAACAGUGGUGAUAAUGGUGGUGAGACGGGAGGUGAUAAUGGUGUUAACUCUAGAGGUGCCAAUGUUGGUUGUGAUAUCGGUGGUGGGAAUGGAGGUAAGAUAUCUGAGGGCGAAAAUAAUGGAGGUGAGAUAGGAGUUAACAAGGGUGAUAAGUUAGGAGGCGAUAAUGGUGGUGAGUUGGGAGGUGAUUGUGGUGGUGACUCUAGAGGUGGUAAUGAUGGUAGUGAGAUCGGUGGUGACAAUGGAGGUAAUGUUGAGGGCGACAAUAAUGGUGGUGAGAUAGGAGAUAACGACGGUGAUAAGUCAGGAGGUGAUAAUGGUGAUGACUCUAGAGGUGGUAAUAACAGUGGUGAUAACGGUGGUGAGACGGGAGGUGAUAAUGGUGUUAACUCUAGAGGUGCCAAUGUUGGUUGUGAUAUCGGUGGUGGGAAUGGAGGUAAGAUACUUGAGGGCGAAAAUAAUGGAGGUGAGAUAGGAGGUAACAAGGGUGAUAAGUUAGGAGGUGAUAAUGGUGGUGAGUUGGGAGGUGAUUGUGGCGGUGACUCUAGAGGUGGUAAUGUUGGUAGUGAGAUUGGUGGUGACAAUGGAGGUAACAUUGAGGGCGACAAUAAUGGUGGUGAGAUAGGAGAUAACGACGGUGAUAAGUCAGGAGGUGAUAAUGGUGACGACUCUAGAGGUGGCAAUGACGGUGGUAAGAUAGGAGGUGAUAAUGGUUGUGAGUUGAAAGGUGAUAUUGGGGGUGACUCUAGAGGUGACAACAUUGGUGGUGAGGUCGGAGGUGACAACGGAGGUAGCGUUGAGGGUGGCAAUAAUGGUGGUGAGUCUGAAGGUAAUAAUGGUGGUGAGUCUAGAGGUGACAAUAAUGGUGGUGAGAUAGGAAGUGACAAUGGAGGCAACAUUGAGGGCGAUAACAAUGGUGGUAUGGUAGGUGGUAUAUCAGAAGGUGACUUUAGGGGUGGCAAAAGUGGAGAGAUAGGAGCUGACGAUGGAGGUGAUGUUGAGGGUGACAAUAAUGGUGGUGAGAUAGGAGGUGACGAUGGAGGCAAUGUUGAGGGCGAUAACAAUGGUGGUGUGAUAGGUGGUAUAUCAGGAGGAGGUAACGAUGGUGGUAAGUCAGGAGGUGAUAAUGGUGGUAGGACAGGAGGUAACAAUGGUGAUGUAUCAGGAGGUGAUAAUGGUGGUGACUUUAGAGGUGGGAUAAAAGGUGACAAUAGGGGUGAGACCGGAGGAGAUAAUGGGGGCAACGUUGAUGGUGACAAUGAUGGUGUUGAGAUUGGAGAUAAUGAUGUUGGUGGUGGUGGUGGUGUUGUGAUUGGAGGAGGUGGUGGUAGUGGUUUAGUAAGAGGUGGAGGUGGUGGUCGUCUAACAGGAGGUGGAGGUGGUGGUCGUCUAACAGGAGGUGGUGGUGGUGGUCGUCUAACAGGAGGUGGUGGUCGUCUAACAGGUGGUGGUGGUGGUGGUCGUCUAACAGGAGGUGGUGGUCGUCUAACAGGUGGUGGUGGUGGUCGUCGUCUAAUAGGAGGUGGUGGUGGUGGUCGUCUAACAGGAGGUGGUGGUCGUCUAAUAGGAGGUGGAGGUGGUCGUCUUCUAAUACGAGGUGGUGGUGGUGGUGAAUCGCAUUCAGCAUUGGACUAA